AAAAGUAAAAGUACAAAUGCCACUUCCUCAUCUACUCCGCUCCCUCUCCCACGCUCCCACUCGCUCCCCUCCCUUCCUCACCCUCCUCUGCCGAUCCAUGGCCACCGAGCCCAUCAGCCCAUCCACCACCCGCGUGGGAUGGAUAGGCACCGGCGUCAUGGGCCGCUCCAUGGCCUCCCACCUCAUCAACGCCGGCUACACCCUCACCGUCUUCAACCGCACUCUCUCCAAGGCCCAGCCCCUCGUCGACAUGGGGGCCCACUUGGCCCAAAACCCCCUCGCUGUCGCCUCCCGAUCCGACGUCGUAUUCUCCAUCGUCGGCUACCCCUCAGACGUCCGCUCCGUUCUCCUCGACCCCACAUCCGGCGCGCUCUCUGGCCUCCGCCACGGCGGCGUCCUCGUUGACAUGACCACCUCGGAGCCCUCUCUCGCCGACGAGAUCGCCGCCGCGGCUGCCUCCAAGGACUGCGCCGCGAUCGACGCCCCGGUCUCCGGUGGAGACCGCGGCGCCAAGAACGGAACCCUCGCGAUCUUCGCCGGCGGGGACGAGACAGUAGUCAAGCGUCUGAACCCGCUGUUUGCCCUUCUGGGUAAGGUUAAUUACAUGGGUGCCCCCGGAAAGGGGCAAUUCGCCAAGCUAGCGAACCAGGUGGUGAUCGCUUCGACGAUGGUGGGGUUAGUGGAGGGGAUGGUGUACGCGCACAAGGCUGGGCUGGAGGUGGGUCUGUUCCUGGACGCCAUCUCGACGGGUGCGGCGGGGUCCAAGUCGCUAGACUUGUACGGGAGUAGGAUCUUGAAGAGAGAUUUGGAGCCUGGGUUCUAUGUGAACCAUUUUGUGAAGGACUUGGGGAUAUGUUUGAAGGAGUGUCAGAGAAUGGGUCUGGCUUUGCCCGGGCUGGCUCUGGCUCAGCAGCUCUAUCUGUCGCUCAAGGCUCAUGGGGAGGGCAGCUUGGGGACCCAAGCGCUUAUUUUGGCUCUGGAGCGGCUUAAUAAUGUUUCGCUUGAAUCUGCUCCGGCGGCGGCUCCUUCGUCUUAGACUGGUACACAUUUUUUUUUUUAAUGUUUAUGGGGGCGAUAAAGAUUGUAUAGUGGUUUUUUAUGAUUUAGUGUAUCAGCCAAUAUUUGCAAUAGUUAACAUAUGUGAUAAAUUACAUUUCCCUUA
Messenger RNA from Alnus glutinosa, 1162 nucleotides. Its product is annotated as probable 3-hydroxyisobutyrate dehydrogenase-like 1, mitochondrial. The transcript has a single exon. The coding region runs from base 17 to 1036 and encodes 339 amino acids. The record is from RefSeq and is a predicted model, not a curated record. Gene Ontology annotation, molecular function: oxidoreductase activity; NAD binding; NADP binding. NCBI's taxonomy places the organism in Eukaryota, Viridiplantae, Streptophyta, Magnoliopsida, Fagales, Betulaceae.